AUGAAGCUCAGCGAUACAUACAUCCAGGCUCUUCGCAGUCAGCUCAAGACAGCUUGGGUCUUGACUCCGGAAUCAGAUGGUUACCAAGCCAGUCUCAUCCGAUGGUCGGAGACGGGAAUUAAACUCGCGGGCGUUGUGGUUCAACCACUCGAUUCUGCAGAUAUCGGCAUCGCACUGUUGUGGGCACAGAAACAUGGUAUUGAAGUCGCCGUGAGGGGGGGUGGCCACUCCACUGCUGGAACCAGUUCAAGCAACGGUGGCCUAGUGAUUGACCUUUCAUGCAUGAAAGAUGUGACGGUCGAUCCCGCCAGGAAGAUAAUCACUGCACAGGGGGGUGCGACGUGGAAAGAAGUCGAUGAAGCGGGUGCAGCGCAAGGUCUGGCAACGGUUGGGGGCACUGUGAAUCACACAGGAGUUGGAGGACUAACUCUGGGUGGUGGGUAUGGAUGGUUGAGUGGGCAAUAUGGUCUCACCAUUGAUAAUCUUCUAUCCGCCCGGGUGGUGCUGGCCGAUGGUAAACUUGUGACUGCUUCUAAAUCAGAGCACCCAGAGCUGUUUUGGGGACUUCGUGGAGCAGGCUACAACUUUGGCGUUGUGGUUGAUUUCACUUACCAGGCAUACGACCAAGCAGAAAUGGUCUUCUCCGGCAUUUUGGGAUUUCCUCCAGAUAAGCUCAACGGCGUCUUUGCUCAACUCAAUGCUAGCCUCGCACAUCCCGACUCCCGGUCUGGGGCAAUGUGUUUUCUCGCCAUGGAUCCAAACGGCUCCGGUCCGAUAAUCAUAGUCAUCUGUUUCUACAAUGGCAGUCAGGAAAUGGGCACCGCACGCUUCGCAGGCCUCAUUGACUUGAAGCCCGUUCUAAAUAAUUUGGAUAUGAUUCCAUAUUCGAUGGUGAAUACCCUUCAAAACCCGCAGGCCACCUACGGCGACCGCAAAUCCUUCAAGGGAAUCUUUUAUGAACCACCGAUAGAUCCUGGUUUUGUGCAAACAAUAUUCAAGGAUUUUAUAGACAAGAUUCAGAGCGACAGCGAUUUGAUGCAAUCCGCCAUCAUUCUCGAAUUCAUGGAUAUGCGAAAGAUUUGUGAGAUCCCCUUAUCGGAAACAGCGCUUGCAAGUCGCAACUCGACUCAGAAUGGAAUCAUCUGCCUCCGAUGGACCGACCCUACCAAAGAUGAGGAACACCGCGCUUGGGCUCGUCAGAUCCAAGCUAAGUGGAAAUCCGAACUGGAUGUGAGGAGACAGGACCGCCACGAAGGCGAGGUACCACAGUAUAUCAAUUAUGCAGAGCCGGGAGACUCGGUCGUUCCGAAUAUAUACGGAGAGAAUCUUCAACGUCUUCAAACCGUCAAAGCCACGUACGACCCGAAAAACGUGUUCCACAAGAUGCAUCCUAUUCGCACCCUUGCAACCUACUAA
Molecule: messenger RNA, 1416 nt
Organism: Penicillium verhagenii
Lineage: Eukaryota; Fungi; Ascomycota; Eurotiomycetes; Eurotiales; Aspergillaceae
Product: FAD-binding oxidoreductase
Exons: 3
Coding region: 1-1416 (471 amino acids)
Molecular function (GO): FAD binding; oxidoreductase activity
Source: RefSeq, a predicted model, not a curated record